Caenorhabditis remanei is the source of this 858-nucleotide messenger RNA. RefSeq lists its product as uncharacterized. The record is from RefSeq and is a predicted model, not a curated record. Lineage: Eukaryota; Metazoa; Nematoda; Chromadorea; Rhabditida; Rhabditidae. The transcript is spliced from 4 exons. The coding region runs from base 1 to 858 and encodes 285 amino acids.
AUGAGCUCUGUGAGAAUUUACUUACUGAAUUUACAUUGUUGGUGUGUUGCUCUGGAUUUAGUUAUAAGUUUCUUUGGGAUUCCAUAUCUGAUUUAUCCAGCAAUUGCUGGAUAUGGCCUUGGAUUUAUUGAGUCUCCAGGACUAUUUUUCUAUUUGGGAGUCACAUUUAUAGCUGGAACAUCUACAUCAAUGUUUGUGCUUUUUGAAAAUCGAUAUUUCACUAUUUUUGGACAGACAUCAUACUGGAAAUAUUUCCGGAAGUAUGUUGUUGUUGUAAGCUACAUACUUGUCCCUUUAUAUUUUCUACCGCCUCAAUUAUACAUACCAGAACAAACGAAAGCAAGGGAAGUCGCGUUGGCAUCUCUUCCUUGUAUUCCGGAGCUGCCCAGUGACAACCGUCAAUUAUUCGUCCAAGCUACAGAACUAACGCUUAUAGCUGUAUCAAUCGUUAUCGGAGAAGGCGUUCCUACUAUUCAAUGUGGCACUUUCUUUUUUCUUAACUGCUUCUAUCUUGUAUUGGCAAAGAAGCCUAGUGGGCUAUCGAAGAAAACUGUGCACAUGCAGCACAAGUUGGUCAUAGCUUUGAUUAUACAGUCGUCCAUCACCAUAGUUUUAUUUCUUGUGCCGGUAAACUCUGUCAUUCUUUUCGUAUUUUUCCAACACCAAAAUCAAUUCCAUAACAAUUUUAUCGUGUUCGCCCUUGCAAUUCAUGGAAUUUCUUCUACAAUUAUAAUGGUUCUGGCUCACAAACCUUAUCGUGAUUUCGCAAUGUAUCCUCUAUCAUGUUUUAUCAAAAAACCUAAAAAAGUGUCUGUGAUGCCAUCGGUUCCAUCUUUCAGAAGUACUCUAGAAUUUUAA